Diorhabda sublineata is the source of this 1768-nucleotide messenger RNA. Its product is annotated as putative serine protease F56F10.1. The coding region runs from base 203 to 1690 and encodes 495 amino acids. Gene Ontology annotation, biological process: proteolysis. Gene Ontology annotation, molecular function: dipeptidyl-peptidase activity; serine-type exopeptidase activity. NCBI's taxonomy places the organism in Eukaryota, Metazoa, Arthropoda, Insecta, Coleoptera, Chrysomelidae. The record is from RefSeq and is a predicted model, not a curated record. The transcript has 7 exons.
AUUUGUCAUAAUUGUUUACAAACAAAAAAAAAUUAUUUUUCAUCAGUACUAUAGUGUAUCAAUUAGUGCACGGUUAAUGAACUUUGGAUAUGAUUACGUAGUAACAAAAACCGUACUCGAACUCGUUUUGAUAUCUACAAAUAUUCGUUAUCUUUUAUGUUAAAACCACUUGUAUGUACUCGAUUGACGCUGAGUAGUCACUAUGAUGAACAAUCAGAUACUAUCUGUAUUAAUAAUUUUUGUCUGGCUAUCGAUUUUCAAUCCAUCAACUUAUGGGUAUAAAUAUUUCCGAAAUGGUAGAUUGGGAAGUAAAAAAGAACCGACGCCACCCAGUAAAUACGAAAAAUGGUUUACUCAAAAUUUGGAUCAUUUCAAUCCCAAUGAUGAGAGGAACUGGCAGCAGAGAUAUUUUGUGAAUGAUGAAUAUGCUAAUGAUAAAAGGGACGUUGCUUUUCUUAUGAUUGGAGGAGAAGGAACGGCUUCUGAUUAUUGGAUGACAAAUGGAUCAUGGAUUAUGUAUGCUCAAAAGUAUCGCCCAGUUUUGUUUCAAUUAGAACACAGAUAUUAUGGAAAGAGUUAUCCAACAGAAAAUUUAAGUACGGAAAAUUUGAUAUAUUUAACAAGUCAACAAGCUUUAGGAGACUUGGCGUUUUUCAUGCAAGCCAUGAACUCACAAUACGAGUUAUCUCCAGACGUUAAAUGGAUUGUUUUUGGUGGAUCUUAUCCAGGUUGUUUAGCAGCUUGGUUGAGACAGAAAUAUCCACAUUUAACGCACGGAGCUAUGUCCGCUAGUGGACCGCUAUUAGCAAAAUUAGAUUUUUCAGAAUAUUUUAAAGUAGUUGCCGAUGCAUUACGCGCUAGUAACGAAAAUUGCGCGAGUGCCGUAAAACAAGGUACCGCGCAGAUAGAAAUCCUGUUACAAAAAUCGUUAGGUCGUAAAAAUCUCGACGAUAUUUUCCGUUUAUGCGAAAGUAUCGAAGACAAUAUCGAUAAUAAUUUGGAUAUUUCGAACUUCUUCCAAAAUUUAGCCGACAAUUUCGCCGGAAUUGUCCAAUACAACAAAGAUAACAGAGAAUCGACUAGAAAAUUGAAUAUAACCGUCGAUACGCUCUGUGAUAUAAUGGUAAACGAAACAAUCGGACCGGAAGUGAAUAGAUUAGCAGCUGUAAACGAUUUGUUAUUAAGAGUGAACAACGAGACUUGUUUGGAUUAUAAAUACGAUAAAAUGAUCGAAGAAUUGAAAAAUAUAAGUUGGGAUUCCGAAGCUUCUGAAGGAGGUCGCCAAUGGACUUAUCAAACAUGCACGGAAUUUGGUUAUUAUCAAACCUCCUCGUACAAACCGCAUAUAUUCGGUAACAGAUUCGACAUAACCUUCUCGAUUCAACAAUGCGAAGAUAUAUUCGGUUCUUCGUAUAACCGAUCGUUCCUUGAACAAGCUGUAUACAGAACUAACACGUUGUAUGGAGGUUUGGACAUCGAGGUUAGCAACGUGGUGUUCGUGCAUGGGUCUUUGGACCCUUGGCACGUUUUGGGGAUCACCGAAACGACCACGAACGAGGCACCGGCGAUUUUAAUUAAAGGUGCGGCUCAUUGUGCUAAUAUGUAUAAUCCUGCUGAUGAUGAUACUCCACAAUUGAAGGCAGCGAGGGUGCAAAUAGAAGAGUUGAUUGGAAAGUGGAUAGAUCUUUGAUGGAAAUUAAUAAUUUCGUUGUAAAAAUAAUAAGAAUAAGUUUAACUUGUGAAUAAAUAUUUUGAUUUUGAGAUUAAA